Chara braunii is the source of this 1259-nucleotide messenger RNA. NCBI's taxonomy places the organism in Eukaryota, Viridiplantae, Streptophyta, Charophyceae, Charales, Characeae. The record is from the annotation of a GenBank genome assembly.
UAGUACCCCUACCCCUACCCCUUCUGCUGCCCCUGUCAAACUAGUUCUGCAAUCGUCUCGAUCCCCAGUGCUCCUGCCAAUGUACCUAUGGCCGGGGGCUCCGGGGGUUACGGUGGGUACGGCUAUGGGUAUGGAGGGGGGCUGAGGCCAUGUGUAGAGACUCUCGAGGCCACUAUCGCAGGGAUUAAGGUGCAUCAGGAUGCUGAGAUUGCCAAAGAGAGAAGAAAGAGAGAGGAGGAGGAGCGUAUUAAGAAGGAGAAUGAAGAAGAAGAACAGAGACUACGGGAGAAGAAGGCACGGGAAGAUUUUCAAACUGAGAUGAAGAAAGAGAUUAACAGUAAGUUGGAUAUUACUAAGAUGAAAGUGGAGAUUGAAAGUUUGCGUAAGGCACUGCGCAACGACAAUGGUGCGUCGUCUUCGGAGAAUGCCUUCGACAAGUAUAAGCGUGAGUUAGAGGAGAAGAGGGCGAGGUCCGACCGCCGGCUUGCUGCGAUGGAAGAUGAGAUAGCAAGGUUGAAAAUGGUUAAUGAUGAAGCCGUUGAUGCCGCUGAUGUAUGGAAGCGUGAGGUGCUCCGACCUGGCAACAAGCGUGGGAGCGUUGCUGUCACAGCUACCCCUAUACCUAGGACGAGGACUUGUGCUCGUGUGACUCCGAUACCAUCGCCUUCCGUUGAAGAUCUGAAGUUGAAAGAAAAGGUGGAACAUCAAGAGCGUGAAAUUGAGCUUUUGAGAGAGUGGUGGCUACGUGAGCUCAACGGACGGCGGCAGGCGGAACAAGAGGUUGAUCGGUUGAAAGAGAAGAUGGCUCGACUAGAGGUUGGGAGGCGUACCCCGUUGGCUUCCAAUCUCAAGACACGUUUGGAUAAAGUGGCUACUGCGACAGCUGGAAAAGGAAAAAGGCCGAUGAGCCCUGCUACGCAAGCUGUGGAGGCCAAUGACCGUGAAGCAUUCCUUGUCGAUACUAGAAGAGCGCUGGAAACGCUGAAGAAGGAGAAAAUUGUGGAGCUCUUUGCGAAAGAAGGUGUUUCUUAUUCCACUCUGGAGAAGACGAAAGAAGAGUUAGUGCUGAAACGUGCUGAGGUAGCCUUUGGCAAAGAUCGGAUCGGUACAUUGAAGAAAAGUGGGGUGGUGCUCCGUGAUGUUACCGAAGAUGCUGAGCAGGGCACUGACAACAGUACCGAGGUCAACGAUGACUCUGCUCAUUCGUGAGGUUGUUCCCGGACGUGACGUGGCUGUGGAAUCUCCUGCGUUGUUGUGUU